Peromyscus leucopus (white-footed mouse) is the source of this 2640-nucleotide messenger RNA. RefSeq names its product solute carrier family 43 member 3 (gene Slc43a3). The record is from RefSeq and is a predicted model, not a curated record. NCBI's taxonomy places the organism in Eukaryota, Metazoa, Chordata, Mammalia, Rodentia, Cricetidae.
GGGCGACGGGAGCAGGGAAACAGCCCAGGCGCGCGCGGGAACAACCCCGACCAGCAGGCUUGAAGCGCGCGCGCGGGUAGGACCGGGAUCCAGACAAACCAUCCCAUGGUACUCCUUGCCCAGCCCAGAGACGGUUGGAGCAAGAGGGCUCUUUGAAGCUGAGAGCUUGCCAAAGGAAUUUUCCACACAUCACUAGUGGUCCGUCUCGGAAGUUCAGGGUCAGAUUUGUGGAUCCACUUCACCUCAGACCAUGGCAAGCCGGGGCCUGGCCCUUUACUUGGCCACCCUCUUGACUGGGCUGCUGGAAUGCAUUGGUUUUGCUGGUGUCCUCUUUGGCUGGACUUCGCUGGUGUAUGUGUUCAAAGAACAAUGCUACUUUGUAGAGCCCGGUGAACAGGACUGCGGGCCCAGAAGCAAUGUAACGGGGCCCCCUGGCUCCAAAGCUCAGGAUGAGAAGUUCUCACUCAUCUUCACCCUGGCGUCCUUCAUGAACAACUUCAUGACCUUCCCCACUGGUUACAUCUUUGACCGCUUCAAGACGACUGUGGCCCGCCUUAUAGGCAUAUUUUUCUACACCUGUGCCACACUCACCAUCGCCUUCACCACUGCAGAUUCUGCUGUGCUGCUCUUCCUGGCCAUGCCCAUGCUCGCCAUUGGAGGAAUGCUGUUUCUCAUCACCAACUUACAGAUUGGGAAUCUCUUCGGCAAACACCGUUCAACCAUCAUCACCCUCUACAAUGGAGCAUUUGAUUCCUCCUCAGCAGUCUUCCUCAUCAUUAAGCUCCUUCAUGAACGGGGCAUCAAACUCUGGGCUUCCUUCCUCUUCCUGUCGGCCUGCAGUGCCUGGCAUGUUGGGCGUACUUUUCUCCUGAUGCCUCGGGGACAUAUCCCUUACCCACUGCCUCCCAACUACAGUUAUGGCUUGUGCUCCAGGUUUGGCACUAGAAAGGAAGAGAAGAAAGCAGCUGAGCCUGAAACCAAGGAGCUGCAGUCAAAGGAAUUUGUCUCACCAAAGGAAGAGAACUCGGGACCAGGGCAGCAGCAGGGGCAGGGGCGGCACCGCUCUUUCCGAAGCUGCGUGCUGUCCCGUCGAUUCGUCUUCCACGCGGUGUGGCUGUCCACCAUACAGUUAUGGCAUUACUUCUUCAUUGGCAGUCUCAACUCUCUGUUAACCAGCUUGGCCGGUAGUGACAAUGUGCAAGUCAGUGCCUUCACAAAUGCCUUCGCCAUCACCCAGUUUUUUGGGGUGCUGUGUGCCCCCUGGAAUGGCAUGCUCAUGGACUGCCUUAAACAGAAGUAUCAGAAGGAAGCCAAAAAGACAGGUUCCUCGGCCUCGGCUGCAACCCUCUGCUCCACGGUGCCUUCGCUGGCCUUGACGUCUCUGCUGUGCCUGGGCUUUGCCCUGUGCGCCUCCAUUCCUGUCAUCCAGCUACAGUAUGUUACCUUCAUCCUGCAAGUCAUCAGCCGCUCCUUCCUCUAUGGGUGCAACGCCGCCUUCCUCACGCUGGCCUUUCCUUCGGAGCACUUUGGGAAGCUGUUUGGGCUGGUGAUGGCUCUGUCGGCCGUCGUGUCUUUGCUGCAGUUUCCCUUGUUCAAACUCUCCCCCCAGAACAUCGCCGUGUAUGUAUCAAUGGGACUUGCCAUUUUCCUGACAUUGGCCCAUCCCUUCCUGGUGUACCGUGAGUGCCGUGCUGAGAAAACAAAAUCAUCUGUGACUCCCUAACCCAGAAGCCCUCACGCUCUACCCUCGAUGGUGCUUUUCCUGAUCCUUCUUCGCCUUUGACGACCCAGUGUUCACAAAGACUCUACCUACCCAGGAGAACUGUAUUAAGCUGCCAUAGUUUGUUUGUUUGUUUUUUAAACAAAGCAACCAGGCCAUGUAAGUGCCAUUCAGGACUUUUGAUCACCAAGAAGAAAAUUUCAGCGGCCAGGUGGGCUUGCAUUCCCACCGACCUAAAGCAAAGCCUCAUGUAAAUUCUCCUUGGUUGGGAGCAGGAAGUUACUCCUUGCACAGGGCCUCAGCGGAGCUCACUGCAAGGGAGAGGGAGCUGUGUCACUGAAGUCCGUACCUGCAGAAUGGCUGCUCCCAGGUGGAUUUCCAGGUUAACUGUGCGCUCAUGAUGGCCUCAGUUCUGCCACCUGACGUUUAGAUGCCGCACAGAGACCAGCUCUGGCUCCCUCAGACACACAGUUUUGUUAGCGAAUACUCCACGAGCUUUGGGGGACAGAGGAGCACACAGGGGUCUCUGGGCCCAAGUCCCACUCUUACUGCUGAUGGAUGACCUUGGGUUGACCCCUCCAGGUCAGAGUGUCUCUUUUUUUUUCCCCCCAUGUGUAAAUGCUAGAGCUUGGAGUCAAAGAUUGUUUUUGGAACUGAUGUCCCGGAAGGUUUUAAAAACAGUGACAGGGAGUCAUGUUACCCCAAAGGAUUUGGGAACCAGCUGGCCAGCUAGCCAAAAAGGUUUUGGACACCCCUCCCUAUCCCCUUGUGUGUGUGUGUUUGAGCAGUGUCUCCUCUUCAGGAAGAGGGGUGUUUAUUGACAUAGGGUAUCAUGUAUAUAAUUAUCUUGGGGCUGGAGAGAUGGCUAAGCUCUUAAGAGCACUGGCUGCUUUUCUGGAGGACCUGGGUUUGAUUUCUAG